UUACAUUUUUGCUUUCAAAUUAAUGAUUUUAAUAUUGAAAGUAUCUUUUGAAAGAUCCAUAACCAAUUAAUUGUGUUCGUUUAAAAUUUCAUUUUAGUUCCGUGUCUGUCCGUUGUCGGUGUGAUUGUUCAAGUGUUUUCUUUUAUCUAUGUAAUUUGGUACGGAACGGUAAUGUUUUUUAAUUAAGAACAAUAAAGCAAGGCCAUAUGUCGCUUCAACAGUCGUUGAGAACAUGAUUUAGAACAUCACUAAAUUCACUAACCGAACUAAGCUGCGCGUUCGUGCCGAUCAUAAAAAAGCCACCACGAAUUAUCGAGCUAUAGUUCGCAACGUAUCGUUAAGAUGGCCGCCAAACAUUACUUCAUCAUGUUCCUGAUCGUGUCUCUGAUGGCUCUCACAGCCAGUAAGAGCUGGUUCGAAAACCCGUGUCCUGAGAAUGCCCAUUUGACAAUGGACCCCUGCGCGCCGACCUGUGCAGACCCGGAAUUGAAACACACCAGUUGUGUGACGGCUUUCAUCGCAACCUGCCACUGUGAUGAUGGCUUCCUCUUCAACAAAUCAGGAAACUGCGUGCCUGUUGCUGAAUGUCCAAAACAAAACGGUGGCUAUUUCAAGUGAAUCCGACUUGUGUAUUUCGUUUCCAAAAUUCAUCAUUUUUGUUUCCCAAAAACUUAAUUUUAGUACUUAAUUAUCGGCCGUUUGUUAUUAAAAAAUAU
This is a messenger RNA of Bombyx mandarina (wild silkworm), 716 nucleotides long. RefSeq names its product fungal protease inhibitor F-like. NCBI's taxonomy places the organism in Eukaryota, Metazoa, Arthropoda, Insecta, Lepidoptera, Bombycidae. The record is from RefSeq and is a predicted model, not a curated record.